GCAGAGCUUUCGAAAGUUGGUGACAUCAAACUCACCGACGUUUGGUAGUGAUCUCCCUUACACUGACGUAAUGAACGUCGUUUGCAGUCUUGAAUAAAACCGACGAUCAUCCUACAGUUUCAAAGCUUUCACUUGAUCCUAUUGUGUACUCUGGACAAUGGCUCAUUUUCAUUUCGAAAAGUCUGUGACCGAUCUCAUUCGCAUGGAUGGGCCUCUUCAAAAUGCGCCUCUUCCAAGGUGGCAGCGUAAAGCCCAAGAGACUCUUCUGCGAAUUCAUCCCUCAGAUAAUGGCAUUUCUUCACCAGCCAGAUCUAGAUCAGCAUCUUGGACACCUAGCAGGUUAACAAAAACACCUGGACAGACAAAGUCACCAGGCAAGACAUGUGCUACACCUGGAAGUAUCAAAAAGGCUAAAACACCAAAAGUCACACCUGGUAAACAACUUGGAUAUAAAACUCCAAGUAAAAGGUUAGCUGUGACGCCUGGCAAACAGCAAGACAGAUUUAUUCCCAACAGAGUUACCACAGACCAAGAGAUGAGUCACUUUGCAUUGCUUAAUGUUCGAGAGCAAGAGGAAGAAGAAGAAGUAUGCUCCAACAACAGUAACAGCAAUAUCAGCAUUAAGGGACAGUACCAGCAACAGCUGACUGAAGCCCUCCUUCCACACCAUGCUGGCACUGAUGCCAAGAUUCUUAGCUUCAAAAAUAAACUUGACGCAAAUAUGCCUCGAAGCCUUCAUGUAUUAUAUACCACAGGAAAGAAACCUGUAGACAAGUCCAACGCUGGGCGCUACAUUCCAAACAAGCCUGAACAUGUCUUGGAUGCACCAGAUAUCCUUGAUGAUUACUACCUUCACACACUUAAUUGGUCAAGUACCAAUAUUGUGGCUGCAGCACUUGGUUCAGAGGUCUACCUUUGGAAUGCAAAUAACUCAAGUAUCACUUUACUGAUGACUGCUGAACAGGAACAGUAUGUUUCGGGAAUUUCGUGGAUUACAGAUGGAUCCAUCCUGGGUGUGGGCUUGUCUGGUGGCAGCGUGCAGCUAUGGGAUGUAAAUAAGGUGAAGCUGGUGAGGACAAUGACAGGACACUCUGCUAGGGUGGGAUGCCUGGACUGGAAUGCUCAUAUUCUUACUAGUGGUUCUCGUUCAGGUGCCAUUCACCAUCAUGAUGUACGAGUAGCUGAGCACCAUGUGGCUUCUUUGCUGAGCCACACACAGGAGGUCUGUGGUCUUAAAUGGUCACCGGAUGGCCGCUACUUGGCCAGUGGGGGCAAUGAUAAUACCGUCAACAUCUGGGACACCGCACUAGACACAGCUGUGUUACCUCUCCAUCAUUUUACAGAACAUCAAGCCGCUGUCAAGGCUGUAUCCUGGUGCCCUUGGCAGGCCACCCUUCUAGCAACAGGAGGUGGUACCAGCGACCGUUACAUACGAUUCUGGAAUGUGGUCACGGGAUCAUGUGUCAAGGCUGUUGAUACAGAGUCUCAAGUAUGCUCUGUGCUGUGGUCCAAGGAGUACCGAGAAUUGAUCUCAGGCCAUGGCUACUCUAUGAAUCAACUUAGCAUUUGGAAAUAUCCUCAUAUGACAAAGGUUAUAGACCUAACAGGUCACUCAGCUAGAAUUCUGGACUUGUGCAUGUCACCAGAUGGUCAGACUGUCGCGAGCAUUGCUGCCGAUGAGACCAUUCGGUUGUGGAAAUGUUUUGCUGUUGACAAAAAUGAAAAGAAACCCAAAGUAAUCGCAAAAUCUACAACUACUGCUGGCUUACACAUGUGCAUUCGAUGAUCAUCCUGGACAUUAUAAUGCUACUUAGUUUUUAUGUACAUGAAGUCUACUAAAAACCUGCUGGUGUCACUGAGAAGAUAUGUUGUGACAGUCUUUGUGGAUGAGGCUUUGGAGUUCUUUUAGUGCAUUUUCUUAGACACUUUUUUAUUUUUGCAAAAUCCCCAGCAAAUUAUAGCCCGUCAUCAGUUCACCAUUAAUAUGCUUGUUUUCUCGAUAAUUGUGGAAAGUGUCGCUAACUGAAUUAAAUGAAAUACCUUGUGAAAUGAAUAAGAUUUAACAGUUUUGUAGAUAUCAUCUUGUAUGCUUGUUUAAAAUCAAAUUGUCAUUUUUUGGACUCAAAAUGCAUUAACUCAUCUAUGUAACUUUGAUAAUGCUUUUAUGACUAGUUGCAAAACACAAUCUGUAUCUCUAAUUGGAGCAAUGUUAUUUCCAUCUUGACAAUGAUGCCAAAGAACAUUUUUUCUUCGCAUUCAGUAUUUUGCCAAAGUCGUGAUUUUUUUCACCAAUGCAGAUCUGAGUCGUUAUACCUGUCUCUGUGCAGAUGCAAUGUUUAUUCUUAAGCAAUACAGUAUUACGAGUGACCUCCAAAUCAUGAAAUCAUGUGUUACCAUUUUUACAUUCUUCUUAAUUUUAUUUAUUAUUUUUUUUGUUUUGAGAAAUAAAGUUGGUGUGGAA
Pomacea canaliculata is the source of this 2461-nucleotide messenger RNA. RefSeq names its product cell division cycle protein 20 homolog. Gene Ontology annotation, molecular function: protein binding; ubiquitin ligase activator activity; anaphase-promoting complex binding. The transcript has 11 exons. The record is from RefSeq and is a predicted model, not a curated record. Gene Ontology annotation, biological process: positive regulation of ubiquitin protein ligase activity; anaphase-promoting complex-dependent catabolic process; positive regulation of anaphase-promoting complex-dependent catabolic process. Bases 158 to 1786 code for a protein of 542 amino acids. Gene Ontology annotation, cellular component: anaphase-promoting complex. Lineage: Eukaryota; Metazoa; Mollusca; Gastropoda; Architaenioglossa; Ampullariidae.